Molecule: messenger RNA, 2028 nt
Organism: Rhipicephalus sanguineus (brown dog tick)
Lineage: Eukaryota; Metazoa; Arthropoda; Arachnida; Ixodida; Ixodidae
Exons: 2
Coding region: 1-2028 (675 amino acids)
Source: RefSeq, a predicted model, not a curated record
AUGUGCGACCCUAACUACAGGAAGAACAUGACAGUGACACCUCGACCAGUGGACGCCUCCGGGAGCACAGUAGGAAUGGUGUCAUCACAGUCGGUUAUGCUGUGCGACAAGGAUUCACUGAGCGGGAGCGAGAUAAAUGACAGAGAAGUAUACUUGCAGACCUUUCGCGCCUUUGUCGUGAAAGAUAACAGCUCAAGAUAUGUCCGAGGGAUUCUCGACGGAGGCAGCCAGCGAUCCUUCGUCACGGAAGAACUCGUCAGAAAGUUACACCUGCAGGUACUAGGAGAAACACGGAUUGCACCGAACACGUUUGGCUGCGCAUCACCAAGUACUGCGGAAAGACGGAAGGUUGUAGAAGUUCCCCUGCGCAGCCAGCACUCUUCCGACACCCGCAUAGUGUGUGCAACUGUUGUCCCAGUUAUUUGUCACGACAUUGCUUCCCCGAAAGCUGACAGCCACUUCCUUCAACACCUGCGGCUCGAAGGGAAAUUCAUCGCGGACGAAAAGAAGUUCGGCGCAGAGACGGAAAAUGGCCUCAGCUUGUUGAUAGGAGCUCACCAUCUUUGGCAAGUAAUGUCUGGAGAAAUUGUAAAGAGCGCAGAAGUUCCAGGACUGGUAGCGAUCGACACAGCGUUUGGAUGGACGCUACAAGGGCCCAGUCAGCAAAAAGCCUUUCUGGACUGCGACUCCAGCCUCAUGGUCUGCAUUCUAAAAGUACAAGCAAUUGGUGAUGACGAAACAACGUCACAGAUCUUGCAAUCGUUUUGGCAACUAGGAGCCAUGGACAUUACAGAUUCGGGGGAAUCUCCGUCCCACGAGCCUGUUGCAGGAUUCCGUGGAUCGAUUAGCAAGAAAGACAACAGAUACACCGUGGCGUUGCCUUGGAAAGAAGAUAAGAAACCGCUCUUAGGAAACAACCGGGAAGUCGCGCUGUCACGUCUACAAAGACUAACACGGAGGCUAUCGACGAAGGAAGGACUGUUGCAGCUAUACGACAUAGUCAUCCGGCAAUAUCUGGAGUUGGGUCACGCUGAAGUGGUGCCUAAGGAUAGUCCUCUGGAUCGGGAUCGGGCCAUGUAUUAUAUGCCACAUCGCGAAGUCAUAAGGGAGGAAUCGUUAACUACCAAACUGCGGGUAGUGUUUGACGCAUCGUCACACACUCAAGGCGUACCAUCCCUUAACGAUUGCUUGGACAAAGGAGUGAACCUCAAUCCAGAAUUGUUGCUAGUCCUCCUUCGCUUUCGGUGGUUCCCGGUCACCAUAAACUCGGACAUCGAAAAAGCAUUCCUACAAAUUGAGAUCCAGGAGACUGACCGAGAUGCCUUCCAGUUUCUGUGGUUUGAUACUACUCACAUAAGCCAACACAGCAAGCUUGUCGAAUGGCGCAUGACACGGGUGCCGUUUGGAUCAACAUCAAGUCCCUUCUUGCUCAUGGAAACCAUACACUACCACUUGGAUAACGCGUGCGAAGAUAAAGCACUCGCUUCUACAUUGAAGAAGGCAUUUUAUGUCGACGAUUUAUUGGUGGGUGCGGAGACAUUCCAUGAAGGUCUGCGCAUCUAUGAACAGUCAAAGGCAAUCAUGAGAGAUGCAGGCAUGAACCUCAGAAAGUGGAAGACCAAUAACUAUCAGCUGCAGAACAUUUUCGACAACCAGGAGGAGCAAGUAGAAGGAGCAUCCAGAGAAGCAGCUGCGGUCUUGGGAAUGCAAUGGGAUAUAGAAAAGGACUACUUCAAGUUUUCUUCCAAAUUUGUGGCACAAUAUUUAGUCGCUGGCCAGCCCGACACGAAACGCCGUUCCUGGGAUGAUCAAUUACCCGAGGAGAUCAAGACGCCGUGGACAGCCUGGUGUGCGGACGUGAUUCAGCUUGACCACAUAAAGAUUCCGCGCUGCGUGAGAGACUGGCUUCAUGGAGCAGUGGAAGAGGCUGAACUGCACAUAUUCGUCGACGCCAGCCUGAAGGCUUAUGGAACAUGUGCCUAUUUGAGAGCAUUCGACGAAGAAUGGAACUCGGCUACUUCACUGUAG